GGUACUUUCACAAUUUUAUAACGCCAGCUCACUUGGGCAGUUUUUAGUAAAGAAGCCAACAUGUUGUUGAAAUUAAUAAUAUUGCUUAGCACUUAUAAUGCUGUUAUCGGUGUGAUGUUUAAUAUAAAGCCAAAUACACAAAAGUGUCUAAAAGAGGACAUGCAACCGAAUCAGUUGGUUAAGGGAGAAUAUGAAGUAACUGCUGUCCCAGGACAACUAAUUGAUUACAUUGCUCGAGAUACUAAAGGACACAUAUUAUCGAAGGGUGAACAAAUUACGAAAGGAAAAUUUACUUUCAUGUCCGAGGUAUAUGAGACGUACGAAAUCUGCUUUAUUUCGAAAGUUCCGCCACAUCAAAGAGGAAUUGAACAGGAAGUUAGAUUAGUUACGAAGAAAGGUGUAGAAACUAGGAAUUACGAAGGGAUACAAGAAGCAGCAAAACUCAAACCAAUGGAAGUGGAACUGAAACGUUUGGAAGACUUAUCGGAUUCCAUUGUCAGAGACUUUGCGCUAAUGAGGAAACGCGAAGAAGAAAUGAGAGACACCAAUGAGAAAACCAAUAGCCGAGUACUCUUUUUCAGCAUAUUCAGCAUGUGUUGCUUACUUGGUCUAGCUACUUGGCAGGUUUUAUAUUUACGGAGAUAUUUCAAAGCCAAAAAGCUUAUUGAGUAAUAAAACUGAGUAUGUUUGCAAAUUCUUUUGUAUUAAGAAGAAAUUUACUAAAUAUUAAAUAUUACCUUCACAAUAAAGAAAACCAUAACAAUACAAGUGCAAAUAAACAAAAUUUAAUUCAUAUAGAGGAUAGAAUUCCAGUUUCAACACGA
Molecule: messenger RNA, 824 nt
Organism: Zeugodacus cucurbitae (melon fly)
Lineage: Eukaryota; Metazoa; Arthropoda; Insecta; Diptera; Tephritidae
Gene: bai
Product: transmembrane emp24 domain-containing protein bai
Exons: 5
Coding region: 61-672 (203 amino acids)
Biological process (GO): intracellular protein transport; endoplasmic reticulum to Golgi vesicle-mediated transport; Golgi organization
Cellular component (GO): endoplasmic reticulum; Golgi apparatus; COPII-coated ER to Golgi transport vesicle
Source: RefSeq, a predicted model, not a curated record